This is a messenger RNA of Ostrinia furnacalis (Asian corn borer), 747 nucleotides long. RefSeq names its product transcriptional repressor CTCF-like. The coding region runs from base 1 to 747 and encodes 248 amino acids. NCBI's taxonomy places the organism in Eukaryota, Metazoa, Arthropoda, Insecta, Lepidoptera, Crambidae. The record is from RefSeq and is a predicted model, not a curated record. Gene Ontology annotation, biological process: regulation of gene expression. The transcript has 4 exons. Gene Ontology annotation, cellular component: nucleus.
AUGGAGAGACGAGGUAAAGCGGAUAGGAAACAAGGUAAAUCAACUAAAAUCAAGCAACUAUCAACAGACUAUGUUGAAAACUUGAAAAUCCUACAUCCGUUCCCUCUCACCACACAAACCAACGAUGUGAUCAGUUGCAAUGAGCAGGUUAUCAAAGACGAAGAUGAUUGGGAUUGGGACUACGAUCAGGAUUAUAAAACGAAAGAAUCAGAAUCCAGUGACGAAGAACCAUUAUCCUGUAAAGUUAAAAAAUGUGAACCGGCUGAAGACGUUCAAUCAAUUAAAGAAGAGGAAUCGAUUAGUGAAUCUCCAAAACCACAGGAUGAGGACUUGUUGAAACUACCAAAGAGUUGGGAUAACGAUUUCCCAAAUGGUGAAGUUGAUGUGUUGAUUUUAACGAAGGAAGAGCAAAUGGCUGAAGUGAUAUCAAGGAGGACUUCAACGAACUAUUUGAACUCGUUUUAUAAAUGCGAGAUGUGCUACAAAGGUUUUAUAACGGACACAACGUACAAGAAUCACAUGGCCAGGCAUGAACCGAGCAGCGGUAUCCACGAAUGCGAGGUCUGCCAUAUGCGGUUUCCCCACACGAGGUCUCUAAGAGCCCACAUCGCGAGCUCCCACGAACAGAAGUUCGUUUGUAAGCUGUGCACCUUCGUAUCCAAGUCUAGAUACAGGGCGAAAGAACAUUCAAAAUGGCACAGCGGUCAUACGUUCGCUUGCAAGCAUUGCGGCGCUACAUUCGCGUAA